Messenger RNA from Carassius gibelio (silver crucian carp), 1664 nucleotides. RefSeq names its product low choriolytic enzyme-like. Bases 46 to 804 code for a protein of 252 amino acids. Gene Ontology annotation, biological process: proteolysis. NCBI's taxonomy places the organism in Eukaryota, Metazoa, Chordata, Actinopteri, Cypriniformes, Cyprinidae. Gene Ontology annotation, molecular function: zinc ion binding; metalloendopeptidase activity. The transcript has 8 exons. The record is from RefSeq and is a predicted model, not a curated record.
CCCAGCUUUGUUUGGCCCAGAACAGAUUUUCAGAAGGCUCUCAUCAUGUACCUGUUAGUGGUGGUUCUCUCUCUUCUGCUGAGCUCUGUUCCCGCUCAGAGCCGUCCUGUUGAGGAUUUAAUUGAAAAGAUCUCUGGGAAAAUAGGACAGCGAGUGGAUGGGCCCUUGAUCACGUUUGGAGACAUCGCCGUAUCAACAGGGUUCAAGAAUGCAGAUCCGUGCACAGCUCGUGGAUGCAAAUGGGAGAGAAGCACGGAUGGAUUAGUCUAUGUACCCUACGUGAUCUCCAACCAGUACUCUCCAAAUGAACUACAAGUGAUUAAACAAGGCUUGCAGUCCUUUGCGGCUGUGUCCUGCAUUCGAUUCGUACCACAUGCAGGACAGAGGCACUUUCUACACAUAAAGUCUGAUUCUGGUUGCUAUUCAUAUUUGGGGCGCCAAGGUGGAGAACAGGUUGUUUCUCUCCAGCGUCAUGGGUGUGUCUAUCACAGUACUGUUCAACACGAGCUCCUUCAUGCCCUCGGGUUCCAUCAUGAACAGAACCGCAGCGACCGCGACAAACACAUCAAAAUCCUUCUUGAGAACGUCAUACCAGCACAGCAGCACAAUUUCAUGAAAACAGCGACCAAUAAUCUGGCAACCCCCUAUGACUACAACUCUGUGAUGCACUAUAAAAGGUAUGCUUUCUCCAAGAACAACAAUCCGACCAUGAUUCCCAUUCCUAAUAUGAACGCUGUGAUUGGGGAAGCUCAAAAAAUGAGCCCCAAUGACAUCCUGCGCAUUAAAAGACUCUACUGCAGUUGAAGUGCUACCAGGCUGCAGGAAGGAUGUGUUUGCUGAUAUUAUUAAUCUUUUCAUCCUAGCAUUCAUCAUUCACAUAUCAUCCUUUUUAAAAAAAAAUUCCACAUCAAAGUUUCAAAUGAUUUUUUGCUUUUUAUCUUUUAAAAAUUAAACAACUUUUUCAAUCAGACACCUUUUAGUAAACAUUCAGUAUCAGAGGCAUGUGAAUAACCAACAAAAGGUGCAUAUACUGUACACUUAAAAUGCUUUCUAAAGGGGUCCUAUUAUUAUUAUUAUUAUUAAUAUUAUUUUUUUUUUACUUUUUCAACUUCAAUUAGGUUGCCAUUUUUGAAACUACUAAAUGUUUAAUGUAUAAUAUUCUAUCAAAUUGUGUACCGGCAUAAAAUUAGUACAUUUUUUAACAUGAAGUAUUAUAUAUGAUGUACGUUAAGGAUAACAUUCAUAACAAAGUUAAAAAAAAUGAAAAAUGGCAUCAACAGAAUAAAGGAAUUUAGUUCAUAUGCCUUUACGACUUGAAAGUCUUUGUAAGGUUUCAAAAUAAAUCUCAGCAUUGAAAUGGGUGUUUUUGAGUAUCUUUUGUAACACGUGCGUCAAUUGACAGGCACUGACAAUAUACUAAUAUCUUUAGGGCAAUAGGAAGGCAUAAAUUAAACAGCUCAACUUUGUGGGGGAAUAAAUCUGUAUUGAAAAUAAAUUGGUUCUUUGCAGAGAAUAAAGUGAAAAAAAGAACAUUAUUUUACAGUAUUCACAGUUUCAAUUGAAUGACACUUCGCGAUGACAAAGAAAAAAAAACUCAAUCAAAUUGCAAUACACCAAUUAUGCAUGGACUAAUCUGGUUGCACCCAAUAACUAUAUAGUUUAGU